GAGAGAGAGAGAGAGAGAGAGAGAGAGAGAGCAGUAAUGGCGGCCGGAUAGAUCCACAUAGAAACACCGAGUCCGCAAUCAGCCGCUCUCACCGCCGCCCCCCGCGGGCAGCCAGCCUCACAUAUCGCGGCGGAGCCAGCGUGACAGACACGGAGCGGAGACACGGGCUUCAGGGAAUACGGGAAUCCUUCAGCGGACCGUUACUGCCCGGGACUUUCCUUCUACUUUUCUAAAAAAAAAAAUUAAAAAAAAACAAAAAAAAAAAACAUGGACGAGCAUCCCGGCGGAGGAGGGGUCGGAGCAGGAACCCCGAGACAGCCUCCGCCGCAGCAGCAGCAGCAGCAGGGGAGCAACAGCAGCGCUAACCAGCCGAUCGGAGGAGUCAUGGUGCCGCACCAACCGGACGAGCUGCCCCGGCCGCAGCAGCAGUACACCAUCCCCGGCAUCCUGCACUACAUCCAGCACGAGUGGGCCCGCUUCGAGAUGGAGCGGGCGCACUGGGAAGUGGAGAGGGCCGAGCUCCAGGCGAGGAUAGCGUUCCUGCAGGGUGAGAGGAAAGGUCAGGAGAACCUGAAGAACGACCUGGUUAGAAGAAUAAAAAUGUUAGAAUACGCUUUAAAACAGGAAAGAGCAAAAUAUCACAAGUUAAAAUACGGGACAGAGUUAAACCAAGGAGAGAUGAAAAUGCCAAGCUUUGAAUCAGGUGAGAAGGAGGCGGAUUUACCUGUGGUUCACCUUUAUUUUGAAAAUACUCAGUACCUGCAGGAGGUGGGAUACACAGACACCAUCCUGGACGUUCGUACUCAGCGGGUGCGCUCUCUGCUCGGCCUGUCGGGCUCCGAGCAGAAUGGAUCUGUGGAGAACAAGAACCUGCAGCACCUGAUCAACGGCACAGAGCGCCGCAAGGACGCCAAGAGGAGUCCAGGUGACGUUCUGGAGACCUUUAACUUCCUGGAGAACGCAGAGGACAGCGACGAGGAGGAGGAUGAGGAGGGAGACCUGAUGGAUGACAUCACCACAGACAAACACCACAGAGCCAAGAAACACAAAACCAAGGUUGGGAACGAGGGUUUGGCGUCCGAGGAUGACGCAGACACGGAGGAGGCUCUGAAGGAGUUUGACUUCCUGGUGACAGCGGAGGACGGAGAGGGAGCCGGUGAAGCUCGGAGCUCCGGAGACGGGACAGAGUGGGCGGAGCCUCUUCCAUUUCCUCCUGGCGGUGGGAAGUCCUUCCUGUUGGGGGGAUCAGACGACGUAUUGGAGAGUGUGCUGGGUUUAGGCGACCUCGCCGACCUCACCGUCACCAACGACGAAACAGACUACAGCUACGACCUGCCGUCCAAUAAGGAGUCUUCAUUCAGGAAGACAUGGAACCCAAAGUACACGCUGCGGAGCCACUUUGAUGGCGUGCGAGCACUGGCCUUCCACCCCGUCGAGCCCUGCCUGGUCACCGUGUCCGAAGACCACACCCUCAAACUGUGGAACCUCACCAAGACCGUCCCUGCCAAAAAAAGUGCCUCCUUUGACGUGGAACCCAUCUACACAUUCAGAGCUCACGUCGGUCCAGUGUUGUCGUUGACGAUGACCUCUAGUGGUGAACAGUGUUUCAGCGGCGGCAUCGACUCGACCAUCCAGUGGUGGAACAUCCCGAGCUCCAACGUCGACCCCUAUGAUACUUACGAUGCCAGCGUUUUGGCGGGGUCGUGGCUUGGGCACACAGAUGCCGUGUGGGGAUUGGCUUACAGCGGCAUCAAGAACCGCCUUCUGUCCUGCUCGGCCGAUGGAACGGUGAAACUGUGGAAUCCGACGGACAAGAACCCCUGCAUCAGCACUUUCAACACAGACAAAGAGCACGGCAUCCCCACGUCGGUGGACUUUAAUGGCUGUGACCCCGCCCACAUGGUGGCAUCGUUUAACAGCGGAGAUGUGGUGGUGUAUGACCUGGAGACAUCCCAGAAUGCACUGGUGCUAAAGGGGCAGGGAGAAAGCACCCUCCCAGGCUCGAAUCAUAUCAAUAAGGUGGUGAGUCAUCCCACGUUGCCGGUCACCAUCACGGCUCACGAAGACCGCAACAUCAAAUUCUACGAUAACAAGUCAGGUAAAGUGAUCCAUGCCAUGGUGGCUCACCUGGACGCAGUGACCAGUCUGGCUGUGGAUCCAAACGGGAUCUACCUGAUGUCGGGCAGUCACGACUGCUCCCUGCGUCUGUGGAAUCUCGACAGUAAAACGUGCGUUCAGGAGAUCACGGCUCACAGGAAGAAGAGCGAGGAGGCGAUCUACGACGUGGCCUUCCACCCCUCCAAGGCCUACAUCGCCUCCGCUGGAGCUGACGCCCUCGCCAGGGUCUACGUGUAAACGAGGAAGAGAAGAAGAAGAGGAGGAGGAGGACGGCCAGGCGAGAGACACAGAGACAGACAGACAGAGAGAGGGAGAGAGAGAGACGGGCUGAAGAAUCAGGUCUGUUCAGCUCUCUGAACACAGAAAAUACUCAUGACCGAGGAGACGACUGAACACACACACUCAUACACACACGCAUGCACACACUCUCUCUCAUACACACACACACUCUGGGACUGAAGACAGUGAGGGAUGUUCAGCAGCACAAACGUUGUGAAAACGUUGUUUAAAGGUUGACACUGAGUAGCUCACCUGUCCUGUGAUGCCAUCGCCCUCCAAGUCCUGAUGUGGCUCAGAUGACUUUUCAUUAAGUCCCGCCCCCCUCCUCUUCCUUCAUGUUAACACUAAUCUGACCUCCUGACCCGCAGACAGAGGGCGCUCUAACAGGAAACAUCCUCAACAAUCAGCUGCUUUAGUUUCUGUGUUCAGUAGUUUUCUUCUUCUGUUGUCUCGUCCAGAUGUUUCCAGCUGCCUCAGGUUCAGGUCCAGUGUUUGGCGACUCAAAGAGCAAGAUUGUUGUUGUUGUUUUACCUCUGACAUUCAGUAAAACAGGAAACUCUUCAUGUUAAAGUCACACUGAGACGUCACCGUGUGAACCGCUCAAACAUCUGUGCUGCUCUUGUCUGAUGAGAGUCUCUUAUGAAUGUAGAGCAGAAAUGUCGCCUCAAACCCCCGGGGUAGUCUGUGUCCUCUCCCUGCAUCCAGGUCCUCCUCAGACCGCUUGAAAGUCGGUCCUUCUUCUUUGUCGUAUUCGUGCGUUUUCAGUCGUUACGUGAGAACAACACGGGUGCUAAAAAGUAGCGUUGUCACGAUCCACAGUUUUAAACGUCGAUAUGAUUCUCGUAAAAACUCCAACGACACCGACACCUGUUUUAAUAUAACGGAGUGUGUCUGCAGUUUUUGAAUGGUCAGUUUGAAUAAGAACUGAAACUAGGAGGCGGUCUUCCUCCUACAGCGCUCAAAUUUACAGGGUGUACAGGAAUGCAGCAUUACUUCUGUGGGAUUCAGUUGACGUUAACUUUAAACAGAACUUCAGAACGGAUAAGGGUCGUCAUGAUAUCAGAAUUUUAAACUUCUAGUAACCAUCAUGAUCAAUGAUAUUGAUACCUGUUUGUUACCAUGGCAACAGCAAUGGAAGUCCAAUACCUGGUCAUCUCUUGUUUUUAAUUACCAAUAAUUGCCGACAAUCUCCUGCACACUGACACGUUUGAACGUAUACCGCUAACCAACGUAUUGGUGCAGUUUAGACCGUGCUCUCUCUCGUUUUUGUUAGUCUGACUGAAGGCGUGACAUUUUUUAAAGAUUUGGUAAAUUUUUCGAUGCUAUCGAUUAUAAAAAUAUCAGAUUGCAUCAUUUAAAAACAUAUUACAUCGUGAAUACUUCUUGCUGACCGUCCUCUCUCCUCGCUCUCCUCGCUUCAUGAGUUCAAAACGCUCUAAGUCAUGUAAGGAGGUGUGUCGAUGUUCAGAGGGAACAGCUGAUCUGAGGCAGUCGAUUGAAACGCUCUGAACAGAACAACAGAAGAAGAAGAGGAGGGUUGUCGACCUCGAGCUGCAGCAGAGUCAGAGAAGAAGAGUUGAGCUGCUUUUAAGACAGAACAGAACUUGUGAUGUUUUUAACCCAACGUGUUUCUGUUUUUAGUUUCUUAAAGUUUUAAUGAAAAAAAGAUCGGAUUCUUUUUUACGUGUUUUUAAAAUGAUCUGGAGUUUGAUUCGCCACGUCGGGUUAAAAAUCAUUUUUUCCUCUCUGAGCUGCGAGCUGAUUGGACGUCUCUCAAGUUUCUGAGGAUUGGUUAAUUCAUCCCCCAACCUCAGUGGGCCAAUCAGAGCCCAGCGUUUACCAGGCGACGGGUCGGGGGGCUUUCAGUGUUACUGUAGUUCCACAUGGACGUUUUCUGUUUGUGUAAAAUAAAUCUAGUUUUUAUAAUCGUUUUUAUAAACGUGGAGAUGGAUUCUGGUCCCUCAUUCCCUACCAGUCCCGCCAUCAUGGCGCUCACGGGCCAUGCCCACCUACUUCCUGUAUCCACGUGUUUAUCUGACACUCAAGGAUGGAGUCUGGUUCCUGCGAGGAACUCUGGGUUCAGGUUCUGGACUGCGUUGAGGAUUUGAUGUGACGUAAACAUCAGAGGAGAGAGGAGGAGCAGCCGAGGAGGAUCGAGGCUCGGCCAAGGAGGAAGAGGAUGAUCGAACACUCGGCCGUGGUGGAAGACGCUGCUCUGAUAGACAUCUUUCUGUCAGGGUUAGAGUUGUCAUGGUAACUUAAUUUAUAAAGUUUCCUAUGAUUCCAGUUAAAAUCAAACGAUAUUAUUACCUUUUUGUUAGCACGGCAACCAAAUCAAAAGUCCAUGAGACCUGGUAUUCAGUAAUUUAUUGAUUUAAAUCAUUAAAAUUUGGACAAACUUCUGCACACUAACUUUGGCAACUGUUCAGUACCAAAACAUUGCCAACGUGCUCGCUCUCUCUUUGUUACAAACAUGGCUGACGGUUUGUAGUUUUCUUAAAGUGUCGUUCCUCUUUGAUUCUCUCAAUCAUUAAGAUAACUGUUAUAUCAUUAUAAAAACGUGUGCAAUCAAAUGUUGAAGUCAUGAAUAUUCUGACGACCUUUGUCCGUGUUUCUCCUGCUUAACGCUUUUCUACGUAAUCAAUAAUAAAUAAAAUCGGCUGGAUUCACUUUCGGAUCUGAUUUGAAGGGUUUCUUUGUGUUUUGGAGAUGAAGUAAAGUGAUUUGUUUCUUAAACACGUUGAACAAACGGCUGAACCACUGAGAGACGAUAAAAUACAGAUAAUACAACAGAGCCACAUUAUGGAAUGUAAACACUAAACGACAUGAAACAGGAGGAAGUGAAACCAUCAAAGACGUACUGGAUGAUGCCCUCAGAGGUACCUGAACGCAGCACCGGUAGUCUUUGUGAUGGGGUAUAACCACGUCGUCUUUAAGCGCUCCUCCUCCUCCUGCUGCUCUACCUCCUGAAGCUCCUCCUCCUCCUGCUGCUCCAUCUCCUGAAGCUCCUCCUCCUCCUGCGGCUCCUCCUGAAGCCCCUCCUGCUUCUCCGCCUCCUCAUCACCGUGUGGGUUUCUCUUCACUUUGACUACGUUUGACUUUUCUUCACCGCAGCCUCAACACUCCGGAGUUCAACUUGUUUUCAGUCUGUCUGAGCUCCAGGAGAAACGGUCCAAUCAGAGGCCUCCUGGGGCGGGUUAGAAAGAACGAAGCUGCCAGCUGAUUGGCUCUUGUUUGUUUAUAUAUUAAUUUAAUUUUGUAACUGAAGGGAUUUGUUACUAGGCGGCUCGUGAUGGAACACAACACAUAAAUCUUUAUUUUUCUUUGUAACUAAAGACUCUUCUGUUCGUGUAAUGCAUGAUUAAUACGAUCAAAGUAUUUUUUCUAGUCUUCCAAAAAAUGGAGAAAAAAAAAAGUUCUGAUCAGUUUGCAAGUUUUGAUGAGUUUUUGUAAGUUUUUUCUUUUUGUUGAUUUCCAAACUAUGAAACAUCAGAUUUUAAAGAUUGUACCACGAAGCAGAAACAGCUGUAUAUAAAAUGUCUAUAAUAACUAUUAAAUGGUGUUCAUGUACAGA
Labrus mixtus (cuckoo wrasse) is the source of this 5971-nucleotide messenger RNA. RefSeq names its product striatin, calmodulin binding protein 3 (gene strn3). The coding region runs from base 268 to 2355 and encodes 695 amino acids. The record is from RefSeq and is a predicted model, not a curated record. Gene Ontology annotation, molecular function: protein phosphatase 2A binding; armadillo repeat domain binding; protein-containing complex binding. NCBI's taxonomy places the organism in Eukaryota, Metazoa, Chordata, Actinopteri, Labriformes, Labridae. Gene Ontology annotation, cellular component: dendrite. The transcript is spliced from 15 exons.